CUUAUUAAAUAGAAAAUGGAUUAGAUUGAUUGAUAAUCAAUCAUGAGCUUACAAAGACUUGCUCAUGCCCUCGGCCCUCAAAGAGUGCGAGUAAUACUGAUGGGUUUUGGCUUUCUCUGUUUAUUCGCAGCAUUCUCGACUACAUCUGGAGUUGAGGCAACUGUUAUCGAUGGCUUCAAAGAUGACCACAGUAGUUUUAAAGGAUCAGGAUAUAUCAGCUUGUCAGUACUUUACAUAACUUUCGCUUUCUCAAACUGGUUCGCGCCUUCUGUCAUUGCAGCUUUUGGAGCCAAAUGGAGCUUGUUCAUAUCCAGCUUGAGUUACACAUUGUUCAUUGCGAUGUUCUUCUUUUUGAUCACAUGGGUGUUUUAUGCUCUUAGUGCACUUGUUGGACUUGGAGCUGCAGUGCUGUGGACAUCGCAGGGUGCAUAUUUAUCAAUGAACUCCAACGCAGAUUCUAUUUCAGUCAACUCAGCCAUAUUUUGGGCAUUGUUCCAAGCAGCAAAUGGUGGAGGCUUAAUCGCUACCUUUCUGUUUCAAGGAAAUUCGGGCGUUACAGACUCUCAGAGAACAGAGUUGUUCACCAUUUUACUCGCAGUAUCAGCCGCAGCCAACAUCAUUUUCCUCUUUCUUCCUCAAAGCGCGCUUAAAUCUGAAGGACAAAAUGAGCCAAACCAAAGCAGUAUUCAAAACAAAAUCGAAAUUCACACAGAACCGGAAGAUAGUGAAGCAGAUAAUUUUGUAGAUGCAGAUAGCCAGCAACUACUGGAUGAAAACGAAGAUGCUGUCGGAGUUCAAAACGUUGAAGCAGUACGUGGUAUCAAGGAUGCUUUAGUUAAAUCUAUGAAGCUGUUCGCCCAGAAAAGAAUGAUUCUACUGUUCUGGACAUUUUUCUACACAGGAAUUGUAACUAGCUUCAAUACUGGUAUCUAUGGAACUUGCUUGGGCAAUACUGCUUACUGGAAUAACUCAAAAAAUUUAGUCGGACUUACGACAACCGUUGUUGGACUGGGACAAAUUAUAGCCUGUUUGUUCGGAGGAAUGAGCAGAAGAUUGAAGCUGAGGGGCGAAACAGUUUUUCUCAUAGGGGGUGUAGUGCAUCUGUUAACCUUCCUUCUCAUCUUCAUCAACCUGCCCACUGACUCGCCAAUCGAACGCACUCUUGAGAAAGCAUACAUCAACCCCAAUGAAUACAUAGGCUUGGCCUGUGCUUUUCUCCUGGGCUUCGGCGAUGGCUGCAUUGAAACAGAGAUAAUGAAUAUUCUGGUCACGAAGUAUCCAGGUGAUUCAGCACCGGCAUUUGCACUUUUCAAGUUCUCACAAAGUCUGGCGUGUGCAGUGGCGUUCUUUUACAGUACAUAUCUGAACCUAAACUACCAGAUUGCUAUCGUUAUUUCAUGCAAUGUCAUAAGUUCUCUCGGCUUUUUUGCAGCUUCGGCCAUUUGAACUGCUUUUGCUGCCAAAUUAUAUUUUUGACUGAAAUGUUUAUCAGCUGUAUUUAUUUUUUUAAUCUAUUUUAAUUCGAAAUCAUAAAUGAUAAAUCCAAUUUAGCUAUUAGAUAUAUUUUUUAAAGUAAGCAAAUUUAA
Messenger RNA from Symsagittifera roscoffensis, 1586 nucleotides. RefSeq names its product UNC93-like protein MFSD11. The record is from RefSeq and is a predicted model, not a curated record. The transcript has 14 exons. The coding region runs from base 43 to 1446 and encodes 467 amino acids. Lineage: Eukaryota; Metazoa; Xenacoelomorpha; Acoela; Convolutidae.